AUGGGUGCUACUGGAAAUUCCAAUCCAUCAAAGGGAGUUGAGGAAAAAAUCAAAGAAGAAAUGGGGAAUGAAGCAGAUGAAGAACUAUUUAAGGGGACCUGGGUGAAAAUAUCAAAGGGCAGCGAAGUGAAAAUUUCACAUAAGUUAGGGGUUCCAAUUGUUGAUAACUAUGGAUAUUUGGUUCGUGAAUUUAGUGCUAUGGAUGAUCUUAGCAUAGAUAAAUUGUAUCCUGUUGGUGUUCGAAAGCGAAAAAGUGGUAAAUUUGGUGCUGAAAUCAGACACCCAAUCGAAAAGAAGAAUAUUUGGCUGGGUACUUUUACCACUGUUGAUGAAGCUUCUGCAAAAUACAAAUCUAAGAAGCUUGAGUUUGAAGAAUUGAUGAUAGCUAAAAAUGCAAAAAAGGAUCAGAUUUCUGAAAAAUCUGAUAAAAAAACUUGUUCUGGUGAUGGAUCUAAACAGAAGUCAUCAAUGGUUGUUACUGUAAAUUCGAAUCCAUCAAAGGGAGUUGAGGAAAAAAUCAAAGAAGAAUUUGGGAAUGAAAUGGAUGAAGAACUAUUUGAAGGGACCUGGGUGAAAAUUUCAGAGGGCAACGAAGUGAAAAUUUCACAUAAGUUAGGUGUUCCAAUUGUUGAUAAUUAUGGAUAUUUGGUUCGUGAAUUUAGUGCUAUAGAUGAUCUUAGCAUAGAUAAGUAA
Solanum verrucosum is the source of this 693-nucleotide messenger RNA. Its product is annotated as ethylene-responsive transcription factor 4-like. The transcript is spliced from 2 exons. Gene Ontology annotation, molecular function: DNA binding; DNA-binding transcription factor activity. Lineage: Eukaryota; Viridiplantae; Streptophyta; Magnoliopsida; Solanales; Solanaceae. Bases 1 to 693 code for a protein of 230 amino acids. The record is from RefSeq and is a predicted model, not a curated record. Gene Ontology annotation, biological process: regulation of DNA-templated transcription.